This is a messenger RNA of Crotalus tigris (Tiger rattlesnake), 8819 nucleotides long. RefSeq names its product mucin-2-like. Lineage: Eukaryota; Metazoa; Chordata; Lepidosauria; Squamata; Viperidae. Bases 39 to 8744 code for a protein of 2901 amino acids. The record is from RefSeq and is a predicted model, not a curated record. The transcript is spliced from 11 exons.
GAUCAACACAGAGCCCUCCCUCCCUGGCCGAUACCACCAUGAAUAAUUCCCCUGAAACCACGCCAUCCACAAGUACUCUCUCCUCCGAGACACUCAGUUCCGCGACAACAGAAAUUGAAACUGGCACAGGAACUGAGGUCACUUCAAAACCCACAUCUGCAAGUACUCCCUCAGCAGAAGCACAGGUCUCACCAACUAUGUCCAGCCCCACAGGAAAUGAUGCCGGUGUAAGCACAGCUUUGACCGGCACCAUCUCUGGGGAAUCUUACACUUCUUCAUCCCAUACCAGCAGCGCCUUCAGCAAUGUCACCACAAAGGCAUCUUUCUUCACUUCUCGCUCUAUUGCAACUGAUACCUCUGCCUCCUCACACAGGCCCUCAGCUGAGCCCAGCACAACAACGAAUGAUGCCACUACAAGCAUUGUUUCCACAAGUGCUCCCUUGGGUGAAACACACACUCCCUCAACAACUCUCAGCACCACAGGGAUGGAGGCCAGUAGACGCACAGCUUCGUCCAGUGUUCCAUCAGAAAGAACACACAGCCCUCCACCAAGUACGAAUCCCACAGGGAGUGAUGUUGGUACCACCCUGACUACCAUCUUCCCUACUUCAGUUGAGACGCACAGCCCCGCAACGGUGCAUAGACAUUCAACCCAUACGAGUCCCACACCAGCUCAUGUGGCUACCAGAACUACAUCCGGAAACACUCCCUCGGGGGAAACGCACAGCUCCCUGACCACGCUCGACAGCACCGGGAGAGAUCUCACCGUCGACAUAGCUUUGACUACUUCCCUCUCACCUGAAAUGCACACCUCCUCAUCAGAUUCCACUAGAAUAUUAAGUGAUUUCAGCACCAGCAUUACUAGUGCAACUUCUGCCAGGCGAGAAACAUCCAGUUCGGAUAUAGAGCUCAGCCCCUCGGCAUCUGCAGGCGCUUCAUCGAGCGACGUGACGAGCCUAGCGUCCACGAGUGCUGUGUCAGGUGAAGUACGCACUUCUGCAAAAGCCCCCUCCACCACCACGAGUGAUGUGAAUCUUGGCACACCUUCCCCCAGUCCUUUAACAGUAGAAACCCCAGGCUUCCCAACCUAUAGUAGCCCCACAGUUACCGAUGUCAAUAGAAGCACAGUUUUCAUGACUUCUCCUCCAGGUGAAAAACCCAGGAGCACCGCAUAUACAGGCUCCACCGACAACAAGGGAAGUACAGUCAUGGAUCUCACAGAUUCUCCCGUUGAUCAAACUCAAAGUCCCACGGAAAAUGGCAGCACCAAAGGAACCCAUGUCACUACAACUCCAGCUCCAACAAGGACACCCUCCCAAGAAACAACAAGCCCCUCAGCGGGAGCCAGUAGCACCUUUACCGAUCUCAGCGCUCGAACAGCAGCCACCUCACUUUCAGGGGAAAGGUAUACCCGUACAUCAAAUGGCAGCAGCUCGACGCAGAACACUAUCAGCCUCAGCGAUGUGACUGCAGAAUUGCUUUCCCCAAGUACCCUAUCUGGGACAACGCAGAGCUUCACGACGUUCAGCAUGCCGGGGAACAAUGGGACUGUAGCCUCAGCUUUUACAACUUCUCCUUCGGGAUCAACACAGAGCCCUCCCUCCCUGGCCGAUACCACCAUGAAUAAUUCCCCUGAAACCACGCCAUCCACAAGUACUCUCUCCUCUGAGACACUCAGUUCCGUGACAACAGAAAUUGAAACUGGCACAGGAACUGAGGUCACUUCAAAACCCACAUCUGCAAGUACUCCCUCAGCAGAAGCACAGGUCUCACCAACUAUGUCCAGCCCCACAGGAAAUGAUGCCGGUGUAAGCACAGCUUUGACCGGCACCAUCUCUGGGGAAUCUUACACUUCUUCAUCCCAUACCAGCAGCGCCUUCAGCAAUGUCACCACAAAGGCAUCUUUCUUCACUUCUCGCUCUAUUGCAACUGAUACCUCUGCCUCCUCACACAGGCCCUCAGCUGAGCCCAGCACAACAACGAAUGAUGCCACUACAAGCAUUGUUUCCACAAGUGCUCCCUUGGGUGAAACACACACUCCCUCAACAACUCUCAGCACCACAGGGAUGGAGGCCAGUAGACGCACAGCUUCGUCCAGUGUUCCGUCAGAAAGAACAGACAGCCCUCCACCAAGUACGAAUCCCACAGGGAGUGAUGUUGGUACCACCCUGACUACCAUCUUGCCUACUUCAGUUGAGACACACAGCCCCGCAACGGCGCAUAGACAUUCAACCCAUACAAGUCCCACGCCAGCUCAUGUGGCUACCAGAACUACAUCCGGAAACACUCCCUCGGGGGAAACGCACAGCUCCCUGACCACGCUCGACAGCACCGGGAGAGAUCUCACCGUCGACAUAGCUUUGACUACUUCCCUCUCACCUGAAAUGCACACCUCCUCAUCAGAUUCCACUAGAAUAUUAAGUGAUUUCAGCACCAGCAUUACUAGUGCAACUUCUGCCAGGCGAGAAACAUCCAGUUCGGAUAUAGAGCUCAGCCUCUCGGCAUCUGCAGGCGCUUCAUCGAGCGACGUGACGAGGCUAGCGUCCACGAGUGCUGUGUCAGGUGAAGUACGCACUUCUGCAAAAGCCCCCUCCACCACCACGAGUGAUGUGAAUCUUGGCACACCUUCCCCCAGUCCUUUAACAGUAGAAACCCCAGGCUUCCCAACCUAUAGUAGCCCCACAGUUACCGAUGUCAAUAGAAGCACAGUUUUCAUGACUUCUCCUCCAGGUGAAAAACCCAGGAGCACCGCAUAUACAGGCUCCACCGACAACAAGGGAAGUACAGUCAUGGAUCUCACAGAUUCUCCCGUUGAUCAAACUCAAAGUCCCACGGAAAAUGGCAGCACCAAAGGAACCCAUGUCACUACAACUCCAGCUCCAACAAGGACACCCUCCCAAGAAACAACAAGCCCCUCAGCGGGAGCCAGUAGCACCUUUACCGAUCUCAGCGCUCGAACAGCAGCCACCUCACUUUCAGGGGAAAGGUAUACCCGUACAUCAAAUGGCAGCAGCUCGACGCAGAACACUAUCAGCCUCAGCGAUGUGACUGCAGAAUUGCUUUCCCCAAGUACCCUAUCUGGGACAACGCAGAGCUUCACGACGUUCAGCAUGCCGGGGAACAAUGGGACUGUAGCCUCAGCUUUUACAACUUCUCCUUCGGGAUCAACACAGAGCCCUCCCUCCCUGGCCGAUACCACCAUGAAUAAUUCCCCUGAAACCACGCCAUCCACAAGUACUCUCUCCUCCGAGACACUCAGUUCCGCGACAACAGAAAUUGAAACUGGCACAGGAACUGAGGUCACUUCAAAACCCACAUCUGCAAGUACUCCCUCAGCAGAAGCACAGGUCUCACCAACUAUGUCCAGCCCCACAGGAAAUGAUGCCGGUGUAAGCACAGCUUUGACCGGCACCAUCUCUGGGGAAUCUUACACUUCUUCAUCCCAUACCAGCAGCGCCUUCAGCAAUGUCACCACAAAGGCAUCUUUCUUCACUUCUCGCUCUAUUGCAACUGAUACCUCUGCCUCCUCACACAGGCCCUCAGCUGAGCCCAGCACAACAACGAAUGAUGCCACUACAAGCAUUGUUUCCACAAGUGCUCCCUUGGGUGAAACACACACUCCCUCAACAACUCUCAGCACCACAGGGAUGGAGGCCAGUAGACGCACAGCUUCGUCCAGUGUUCCGUCAGAAAGAACAGACAGCCCUCCACCAAGUACGAAUCCCACAGGGAGUGAUGUUGGUACCACCCUGACUACCAUCUUGCCUACUUCAGUUGAGACACACAGCCCCGCAACGGCGCAUAGACAUUCAACCCAUACAAGUCCCACGCCAGCUCAUGUGGCUACCAGAACUACAUCCGGAAACACUCCCUCGGGGGAAACGCACAGCUCCCUGACCACGCUCGACAGCACCGGGAGAGAUCUCACCGUCGACAUAGCUUUGACUACUUCCCUCUCACCUGAAAUGCACACCUCCUCAUCAGAUUCCACUAGAAUAUUAAGUGAUUUCAGCACCAGCAUUCCUAGUGCAACUUCUGCCAGGCGAGAAACAUCCAGUUCGGAUAAAGAACUCAGCCCCUCGGCAUCUGCAGGUGCCUCAUCGAGCGACGUGACGAGGCUAGCGUCCACGAGUGCUGUGUCAGGUGAAGUACGCACUUCUGCAAAAGCCCCCUCCACCACCACGAGUGAUGUGAAUCUUGGCACACCUUCCCCCAGUCCUUUAACAGUAGAAACCCCAGGCUUCCCAACCUAUAGUAGCCCCACAGUUACCGAUGUCAAUAGAAGCACAGUUUUCAUGACUUCUCCUCCAGGUGAAAAACCCAGGAGCACCGCAUAUACAGGCUCCACCGACAACAAGGGAAGUACAGUCAUGGAUCUCACAGAUUCUCCCGUUGAUCAAACUCAAAGUCCCACGGAAAAUGGCAGCACCAAAGGAACCCAUGUCACUACAACUCCAGCUCCAACAAGGACACCCUCCCAAGAAACAACAAGCCCCUCAGCGGGAGCCAGUAGCACCUUUACCGAUCUCAGCGCUCGAACAGCAGCCACCUCACUUUCAGGGGAAAGGUAUACCCGUACAUCAAAUGGCAGCAGCUCGACGCAGAACACUAUCAGCCUCAGCGAUGUGACUGCAGAAUUGCUUUCCCCAAGUACCCUAUCUGGGACAACGCAGAGCUUCACGACGUUCAGCAUGCCGGGGAACAAUGGGACUGUAGCCUCAGCUUUUACAACUUCUCCUUCGGGAUCAACACAGAGCCCUCCCUCCCUGGCCGAUACCACCAUGAAUAAUUCCCCUGAAACCACGCCAUCCACAAGUACUCUCUCCUCCGAGACACUCAGUUCCGUGACAACAGAAAUUGAAACUGGCACAGGAACUGAGGUCACUUCAAAACCCACAUCUGCAAGUACUCCCUCAGCAGAAGCACAGGUCUCACCAACUAUGUCCAGCCCCACAGGAAAUGAUGCCGGUGUAAGCACAGCUUUGACCGGCACCAUCUCUGGGGAAUCUUACACUUCUUCAUCCCAUACCAGCAGCGCCUUCAGCAAUGUCACCACAAAGGCAUCUUUCUUCACUUCUCGCUCUAUUGCAACUGAUACCUCUGCCUCCUCACACAGGCCCUCAGCUGAGCCCAGCACAACAACGAAUGAUGCCACUACAAGCAUUGUUUCCACAAGUGCUCCCUUGGGUGAAACACACACUCCCUCAACAACUCUCAGCACCACAGGGAUGGAGGCCAGUAGACGCACAGCUUCGUCCAGUGUUCCGUCAGAAAGAACAGACAGCCCUCCACCAAGUACGAAUCCCACAGGGAGUGAUGUUGGUACCACCCUGACUACCAUCUUGCCUACUUCAGUUGAGACACACAGCCCCGCAACGGCGCAUAGACAUUCAACCCAUACAAGUCCCACGCCAGCUCAUGUGGCUACCAGAACUACAUCCGGAAACACUCCCUCGGGGGAAACGCACAGCUCCCUGACCACGCUCGACAGCACCGGGAGAGAUCUCACCGUCGACAUAGCUUUGACUACUUCCCUCUCACCUGAAAUGCACACCUCCUCAUCAGAUUCCACUAGAAUAUUAAGUGAUUUCAGCACCAGCAUUACUAGUGCAACUUCUGCCAGGCGAGAAACAUCCAGUUCGGAUAUAGAGCUCAGCCUCUCGGCAUCUGCAGGCGCUUCAUCGAGCGACGUGACGAGGCUAGCGUCCACGAGUGCUGUGUCAGGUGAAGUACGCACUUCUGCAAAAGCCCCCUCCACCACCACGAGUGAUGUGAAUCUUGGCACACCUUCCCCCAGUCCUUUAACAGUAGAAACCCCAGGCUUCCCAACAUAUAGUAGCCCCACAGUUACCGAUGUCAAUAGAAGCACAGUUUUCAUGACUUCUCCUCCAGGUGAAAAACCCAGGAGCACCGCAUAUACAGGCUCCACCGACAACAAGGGAAGUACAGUCAUGGAUCUCACAGAUUCUCCCGUUGAUCAAACUCAAAGUCCCACGGAAAAUGGCAGCACCAAAGGAACCCAUGUCACUACAACUCCAGCUCCAACAAGGACACCCUCCCAAGAAACAACAAGCCCCUCAGCGGGAGCCAGUAGCACCUUUACCGAUCUCAGCGCUCGAACAGCAGCCACCUCACUUUCAGGGGAAAGGUAUACCCGUACAUCAAAUGGCAGCAGCUCGACGCAGAACACUAUCAGCCUCAGCGAUGUGACUGCAGAAUUGCUUUCCCCAAGUACCCUAUCUGGGACAACGCAGAGCUUCACGACGUUCAGCAUGCCGGGGAACAAUGGGACUGUAGCCUCAGCUUUUACAACUUCUCCUUCGGGAUCAACACAGAGCCCUCCCUCCCUGGCCGAUACCACCAUGAAUAAUUCCCCUGAAACCACGCCAUCCACAAGUACUCUCUCCUCCGAGACACUCAGUUCCGUGACAACAGAAAUUGAAACUGGCACAGGAACUGAGGUCACUUCAAAACCCACAUCUGCAAGUACUCCCUCAGCAGAAGCACAGGUCUCACCAACUAUGUCCAGCCCCACAGGAAAUGAUGCCGGUGUAAGCACAGCUUUGACCGGCACCAUCUCUGGGGAAUCUUACACUUCUUCAUCCCAUACCAGCAGCGCCUUCAGCAAUGUCACCACAAAGGCAUCUUUCUUCACUUCUCGCUCUAUUGCAACUGAUACCUCUGCCUCCUCACACAGGCCCUCAGCUGAGCCCAGCACAACAACGAGUGAUGCCACUACAAGCAUUGUUUCCACAAGUGCUCCCUUGGGUGAAACACACACUCCCUCAACAACUCUCAGCACCACAGGGAUGGAGGCCAGUAGACGCACAGCUUCGUCCAGUGCUCCGUCAGAAAGAACAGACAGCCCUCCACCAAGUACGAAUCCCACAGGGAGUGAUGUCGGUACCACCCUGACUACCAUCUUGCCUACUUCAGUUGAGACACACAGCCCCGCAACGGCGCAUAGACAUUCAACCCAUACGAGUCCCACGCCAGCUCAUGUGGCUACCAGAACUACAUCCGGAAACUCUCCCUCGGGCGAAACGCACAACUCCCUGACCACGCGUGAUGCCACUGCAAGCCUUGUUUCUUCAAGUGCUCCCUUGGCCAAUAGACACACAGCUUCUUUCAGUGCUCUAUUAAGUACUCCAUCUGUUAUAAUUAGCAGCUAUAGAACUUUUAGUAGUAGCAAUCCUGCCAGUUACAGAACUUUGUCCAUGAGUUCCAAUAGUGAUUCAAAUACUAAAACUCGUAUUCCCUUGUCUAGUGUUAGCCCUUCAACUUUGAAAACCACUGCUUCCAGGAGCAGCAGCAAUCCUUCAACUAGCAAAAUUACCAUUGCUGAGAGUACUAGCAGCAGUUCCAGUACAAAAACAAUUAUUGCCAAGAGUACUAGCAGCACUUGUACUACCAAAACUACUAUUACUAAGAGUACUAGCAGCCCCUCCACUACCGGAACUACUACUUCCAAGAGUACUAGCAGUGGUUCCAGUACAAAAACUAUUACUGCCAAGAGUACUAGCAGCCCUUUCGCUCCCAAAUCUGCUUCUACCAGGAGUACUAGUAGCUCUUCCACUAUCCAAACUACGCUUUCCAUGAGUAGUAGGCGCUCUUUCACUGCAAAAACUGCUAUUGCAAAGAUUACUAGUAGUAGUCCUUCCACUACCAAAACAAUUACUUCCAAGAGUACUAGCAGCCCUUCGACUAUCAAAACUACUACUGCCAAGAAUACUAUCAGAACUACCACAAGUGAGCUAUGCCACAAUGGUGGAAUCUAUGAUGGAACCAAAUGCCUCUGUAAUGAGGAUUUAUUCUAUGGACCCAAGUGUGAGUUCCGCAUGGAUGAAAUUCCAAUCAAUGAAUUAUCUGUGACCAUUACAGUAGAAGCUCAGGUGAGGAUUACCAACAGAGAGUACAAGAAAUCUCUGGAAGACUUAAACUCUAAAUAUUCUCAGGAAAUUCAGGCUCAGUUUAAAAAUCAGAUGAAAGAUAUUUAUGGUGCUGUCCCUGGAUACCGUGGUGUGGAGAUCUUGCAAAUGAGGAAUGGCAGCAUUAUUGUGGAACAUAAAGUCAUCUCCCAAAUAGAAAUGAAGAACAACGAGGAAACGAUCCAGCAGAAUUUGGAGGCUGUUACAGGGGCAGUGAAUCACUCCUUGGCAGGCAUCCAUACCGAUGGGGAAUGUGUCAAGGAUUCAGGACCAAAAUUCUGCUUUGUUCCUUUACCUAACGCAACUCUUAUUCCAAGUUUUUCAUUAAAAGACACCUGUAAAAAUAUUAGUGAUCCAAAGUAUGCAGACUACUAUUAUCCCUACAUGAUGGAAGGCACUGUGCGCUGUAUCUCGAGAUGUUUCAAUGGCACUCAAGAUUCCAUGAAUUGCUACAAUGGUGUUUGCCGACUCUCUGAAAUAGGCCCCUAUUGCAGUUGCAAUAAUUUGGAUAUAUUGUGGUACCUGGAUAGUUACUGCCAAUUAUCUGUCCAAAAGACUGCCCUGGGCCUUAGUCUUGCCCUGGCUGUGCUCUGUGUGGUCAGUAUCAUCCUGACUGUGUUCCUCAUCAGAGUCAAGCAGAAGAACGCUAAGAACAGAUGGUUUGAUGAUGCUGAAGUCUGGUAUGAACAGGAAACAGAAGAAGAGUGGAUACCAUCUGCGGGUCUGAUCAUCAUGAAUAAACCAGCAAUUUCCUCCUGGAACGAACAUCAAAAACAAAAUAAAACCUUCAAACCAUCUUUCAGCUCAGUACAGUAGAUACUUCACUACAGGUGGAUCUCUCUUAUUUUUAAGGGGGCAGGAUGUCAGAAUCCAAUUAUAUUUCAUUUCUAG